CCUGACACGAACUUCCAAGAACUCAAGAAGUGCAUUAAUCGCUGGUCUGUUUUACACCAAAGACUCGUUUUUGUCUAGGUUUAGGCUCACACGGGGAACAGUUAAGACAGGGGUGAUGUUCUGAUGGUUAAAAUAGCUGUUAUCAAACUAUAAUCAUUGUAAACUAGAGGUACAUUAACCAUGGCCUUACAUUCGACUCGGAUAUAUGUGUUGUACUUGGUCCUAUCCCCAGUUUUAUUGCAAGGAUUAUUUGUGUCAACUGCAGGAGAAGUAACACCAGUGAAUCCUCUAGUUGAGCUUGGAAAUUAUAUUGAACUAAACUGUACAUUGACAGGGGAUGUUGCCCCCUUCAACUCAAGCCACCUCUAUUUCCAAGCUGGCUCCAAAGAAAUCUCAUCAGAAUUCUAUGCGAUCCUGUCUCCAACUAUAAUGACAUACAAAGAGAAUAUGACAGGACAAUACACUGGGAGUCAACCAUUUUAUUGCUACUUGAACAAUAGCAUGAACGGUACAUACAUUGGAGGACAGGUGGCUAAAAUAGGAAGGAAACCAUUGAUGCCAACAAAUUUCCAUGCUAGGUUUAAUAACUGGAAUGAUGGACAUUUUUCCUGGGAACCUGUGCAGAAGAAUGUUACUUACCUGCAUACAACAACCAUUGUUUUAUACAGCUUUGCAUAUGGCGAUGGUCCGUAUCAAUGUGGUGUGAGCCCCAUAUGCAGCUGUACUGAGAAUCAUUGUUAUUUCUCGAGAAUUAUACAGAGCCAGCCCAUAUUGUAUUUGUUUCUGACAAUAGAGAAUGAGCUAGGACUUAUAAAACAAGUUCAAAGGAUCUAUAUGAAGGAUCACAUGGUUCCUUAUGCUGUAAAUAAGGUGAAGCUCAUUGUUGACAGCAGUGUUGCAAUCAAUGUUACUUGGGAGCCAAAUGGAGAUAAACCAAUCAGAUCAAUCAUGUACAGAGUUCUAUAUAAGAGGGAUGACAAGCAUCAAUGGCAGAAUGCUGGUGAGACAGACAGGACUUGGUUUCUUGUGGAAGGGCUACAUCCAUAUCAAAACUACACUUUUGAUGUGACUGUUAAGGUCGCCUCUAGGAAUAGCUCUGAUCCUGAAGCAUGGAGUGACAGUAAACAGGACAAAGCAAGGACUAAACAAGACAUCCCUGCUAGAGGGCCAGGCGUCCAUGGAGGUGGAUUUGAAAUAAGAAACUUGAAUCAAACUGAUUCCACACGAACAGUUGUUCUGUAUUGGGAGGAUAUCCCACAAGAAGAUAAGAAUGGCAUUCUUAAAGAUUGUCGUGUCCGUGAUGUAUCAGAAGAUGGUCCUACAAUCUCAUAUAAUGCUGCAACUCUGUGUGUUGUUCCUGCAGAUAGGAACAUGUGCUCCACCACAUUAAAACAGGACCGUGUAUACAGAUUGGUGGUUGAGUGUAGAACUGAAGUUGGGUAUAGUUCUACCUUACAAAACUUUAUUGAAGUACCCAGAGCUGAACAAGUGUUUCCUGUUCAACAACUUGUUGCCCUCAGUGAUAUAAAUAACGUCACAGUGAGGUUCAAUAUUGGGCCAUCAGAACAAGCAACUGUAGUAUAUUGUCCAAGACAGGGGUUCAGUGACAAAGUUUGUAAUGGAAAGAAACCCAUUGUACUUCAAGUCUUGGAGUAUGGGGUAACAAGCCAUAUGAUGAGUUUAGAAGGGGCAACUAAUAACUUAUAUGGUGUGUCAGUAUUUAAUGGGAAGAUCCAUUCUGGGAUAAAUUGGGCAGAUUGCUUGUAUGAUUAUUCCAUACCAAGGGUUAAAGCUCCUAAAGAAGUUGUUGCCAUUGAUGACUCUGGUAUCAGUGAAAGCUUAACUGUCUCAUGGAAAUCAUAUCUAUGUAGUGAGAUGAAAUAUCCAGUCUUAGGAUGGAUUAUCCGCUACUAUCCAGAGAAUGAUAUUUCUAAUGUCACAGUACAUAAUGUUACCGGAGCAAACAAACUCCGGGUAACAAUACCAGGAGUACCAGAGGGUAAAUAUUGUGUUGAGAUGUCAUCAUACUCUGAGGGAGGUCAUCAGAGUUAUCCAAGUAAAUGUGUGAUUGUCACUUCAAGAUUCAUAGGACUGAGACUCUGGCAUUGGGGACUAAUUGCAGCUGUUUCUGUUUUUGUAGUCCUAUUAGCUGGAAUAGGAUUAAGUGUCUGUUUGAAACGUGGAAAAGAAGGGAUUAACUGGUUUAAGAAAUCUGCAACACAACAAAUUACUGUGCCAAUUGUAAUGUUUGAAAGUAUAGAUGCUAAUACUUCACAUUUCGGGGGUUCAGGUAGACAACCUCAAGAUGGAUACACUGAUCCAGAAUCUACCAACAGUGGGACACCUUUCUGUCUAGAGAAUAUUAGUAGUGGACAGACUGAUGACUUUUUAUCCCCUGUGGGCUCUGUUAAAAGACAAACCAGCGAAGACAGUGGGAUUGUGGCAAAUGGUGGGACUCAUUUGAAUAAUGGCUUUAGCCAUAGUCUCAAUACAGUUCCUGAAGCUAAUGGGACUGUGAGUGGAAUUUCAUGUGAAACAGAGUCGGGGUCAUCUAUCAUGUCUGUGACAUCUAGUGCAUCACCAACCCAAGUGCCCAGAGAUAACUAUGUGAUGAAAUAUGAGGGAAAGGUACCAAGAAGUAACUAUAUAUCUCCAGAGGUUAGCAAUGAACUUGGCUUUAAUGAAGAGAGCCAGCUGUCAAGUAAUUUAUCAAGCAACCCAUCCAGUCAGCCAGUAAAGCACUAUUCAAAAUUUGGAAAAGGAAACUCUGGAAAUAGUUCUGGAACGAGUGGAAGUGGGAUUCAGUCAUCACCAGGGACUAGUGCUGGCUCAAGUGGAAUUCCUAGAGAGUUGGUCAUUGAGCCUUCUCCAAAUGUUCCAACUACUAUAUCAGCUACUAGCAUAUGA
Molecule: messenger RNA, 2907 nt
Organism: Owenia fusiformis
Lineage: Eukaryota; Metazoa; Annelida; Polychaeta; Sabellida; Oweniidae
Source: the annotation of a GenBank genome assembly